Messenger RNA from Mugil cephalus (flathead mullet), 5700 nucleotides. RefSeq names its product glucosaminyl (N-acetyl) transferase family member 7 (gene gcnt7). Gene Ontology annotation, cellular component: membrane. The transcript is spliced from 6 exons. Bases 1483 to 2718 code for a protein of 411 amino acids. Lineage: Eukaryota; Metazoa; Chordata; Actinopteri; Mugiliformes; Mugilidae. The record is from RefSeq and is a predicted model, not a curated record. Gene Ontology annotation, molecular function: acetylglucosaminyltransferase activity.
ACAUUCCAGGUAAGAGACACUGGGAGAAAAAAGGUUUCAAAGAAAUGUAAAGGACACACAGCUCUACCACUCACAUCAGGCUUCUUCAAUUAUGUUACAAAUUAUGCUACAAGUAUGAAUAUUAACAAAAAACGAACAAACCAAAUGGACUGUAUUUAAAUGUGUUCUAUAUGAGUAUUGUCAUUACAGUACUUAUAUUAAGCAUACCCUGCAGCCCCGCACAGAUGCAAUGCUUUAUUUCAGCAUGUGGCUGGAAAACAAGACUUUCACUGCCCACCACAAUCAAGCAUAAAUUUCCAAAAUAUGUUGAGCGACAAAAAUUUCAUUGAAAGGGUUUAACGAACUUUAACAAGGUUCAGGUCAGCUACAGGUAAGGAUAGAGCUGCUUUGUCUUGCAAAGCAAUGAUUUGCUUACCCGGCUUGAUGGAAGCUUUUAAAAUUGUUUCUGAGGCAUAUGUGGUGGGGAUUAGGUAGGCUGACAAUGCACGCAGUAAAAUUAGUCAAGCCCUCCAUGAGGGCAACUGCAUAUCAUUUUUCCAGUGAAAAUGAAAUAUGUAAACAACACUUGGCUCACAGCUCAACACACACGAAAGACCAACAUCCAAAACUAUUUCUCUGCAACACUGAUUCAUUCAUAACUUUAUUGGCAUGCAGGCUGCAUUAAGUUUACAGAGGAAGACAAAACCAAACAAAAGAAGGGAGGCACGCAAAUGAAUUCAGUCAGACAUGCACACAUCAAUGAAUGACUAUGGCUAAGGAUGCUGUAACUUAUUCAACAGCUUGACCCUUCAAACUUUCAGAAUUUAAAGCCCAGCCAAUAAACAAAGCACCUUUUAAGACAGGCUGACCUAAGGAAGUAUGGCAAAAAUCCUCCAUACACAAUUUAGUGUAUUACUAAAAAUCACACAGCGACAUUACUGCUUUAUAAUAACAGGUGAACACAUCACACAGAUAAAAAAACUAAAAAAACAAAACACAAAUAUUAAACCCGUGAGCAUCCAGCAGGGGAUCUAUUGUGUGGCCGACUCAGUGGGUGUGAACUCCGGCCAUGUGCUCUGUACAACACAAGAGAGAUAAUCUCAGAAGCUGACCAAGCAGCAAACAACCUCUGUGCGUGCGGCUCUGAAGUCAGUUACUCUGCUGUUGCUGGUACCACAAAUGACACAGGGCAACCGCUAGCCGAGCGCCUUAUCAUUAAGUUGGUGAGCAAAUGAGCCACAAUACUGCUUUCAGCACUAUCUCAACGACUUGUGAAGAAGCAGAGGAAGGUACAAGACAAAGCGGCGUUGCGGAUAACUUGCUCUGUACACCUUGAAGUGAACAGCUUUGGAAAUUAACUGAAAAUAGCCUGGAGCAAUUCUAAGGAAAAGAAUGAAAAGAGAAAGACAAAAAAAGAGAAAUGCAACACACUGGAGUCUGGAUGGAUUGUAUUAACCAAGCUCGUAGCAGCUGUUUCGGAAACAAACAACCACAUGGGCGCUGAUGUAUAAACUUUUACAUCUCCACCUAAGGACUACGGACAGAACUGCCUCUAAGGUUCCAAGUUGCAGACCCUUCUCCCCUGAAUGUAAAGCUUUUCUGCCCAGCACGGAGACAGAAGAAUGGUACCGACGUGAUUGCCAGGUGGAAAGUUAUAUUCUGAACAGUCAUGUGCAGUGUUCCUAUUUGACCAGAGACCUACACUUUAUCACAAAACCUCUAAGUCGCGAGGAGGAGGACUACCCUUUAGCGUUUAUUGUAACUGUCCACAAAGAGCUGGAGAUUUUUGUGCGCCUGUUGAGGGCCAUUUACAUGCCACAAAACGUCUACUGCAUUCACAUGGAUGCUAAGACUCCGUGGGAGUACCAGGAGGCCGUACGGAAGCUGGUCGGCUGUUUCCAAAACACCUUCCUCUCCAGCCGGAGCGAGAUAGUGACUUAUGGUGGGUUUUCUCGCCUGCAAGCGGAUUUGAACUGCAUGAAAGAUCUAAUUAAGUCCAAGAUAGGCUGGAGGAAGGUGGUGAAUCUGUGCGGACAGGACUUCCCUGUCAAGAGCAACCUGGAACUGGUGCAGUACUUGCAAAGCAAAGAGUGGAAGGACAGAAAUAUGACGCCAGGCGUAAAGCAGCCGGCUUCUAUGAGACACAGGACACAACUCCAGCACAGGGAGAUCAUCGGGUCCCAUGUUGCUCCUAAAGGGUUUGGACUGAUGAAAGGCCCUUCUCCACACAACCUUCAAGUUUACUUCGGAACAGCGUACUACGCUCUCACAAGGGAUUUUGUAGACUUUGUUCUUAAAAGCCAAAUAGCCAAGGACCUUUUGGAGUGGUCCAAAGACACAUACAGUCCGGAUGAACACUUCUGGGUGACACUCAACCACGUCAAAGAAGCUCCAGGCAGCCACGUUGAUGGAGAUUGGGAAGGAGAUAUUCGGGCAAUCAAGUGGAGGGACCAAGAGGCACGUAUGCACAACGGUUGCAAAGGGAAAUACGUGCGAGACAUCUGUAUCUACGGAAUUCAAGAUCUGCCAUGGAUAAUCGAUAAGAACAGCAUGUUUGCCAAUAAGUUCGAGAGUAACACCUUUCCUGAGGCACUAGACUGUCUGGAGCAGUGGCACAGGAACAAAGUGCUGAAUCAAGCAGCUGUUCCCAUAGAACCAUCCUGGCUGCUGGCUACACCAAGAAGCUCAAACAGCAGCAGCAGCAACAGCAGCAGCAACUACUUCAACAGCAGUGCCUGAGCAUGAAGUUACUGUCGGGAUACAUGUGGAUCAUUUUACCAUUUUGUGGCUUUCUAUGUCAAAAUGUGAGCAGAUGAAUCAUGUGAAUAAAUUAUUGAUUAAAUUACAGAUUAAAGAUAUAUAAUUAUUCAAUAUUGUUCAGCAUGUUGUACAGUUUUAUUUAAUGAUUAAGCAGCAAACAAAUAAAAUUAUCAUGGAAAAUAAAGCCUCUAAACUUGGUUUGUUAAGUUACGCAGUAAAAUUGGACAAAUUCAUUCAAGGUGAAUGCACAUAGUGUACAAUGAAACACGAGUGGCACUGAAAAGAGCAACUUGAUCAUGUCAUUUCAAAAAACAUGUAGGAAUAAAUAAGAUGUGGUUUAUGGGUCAUGGGUUGUAACAAUGCCCUAAAUUAAAGUAAGACAAGAAAGGAAUAUGGCUUAGAGUUCUGCCCAGUACUUUAUAUUUUUAUCAGUCCUUCACAAAACUGAACUUCUGAAUGUAAGGAAUAUGAAAUUUGACCUGAAUGAAUAUCAAUUCUUACAAAAACUGUGCAAAAAGCGUAAUAAAGCGUUUAUUCUAUGAGUUAAACAUAACCAUGGUUCAUAUAGCAGCUUUAGGGGUUUCGCUUUAAAGUGUGAAGUCAAGCUAUAUUCUCUCUCUCUCUCUGUCUGUCUACUAUAUUUUUAGAUGUUCACCAAAAUUGUGAGCAACUGUCAACACUAUGUGGUCAGCCAAAUUCGUAUCGGUUUGAGUUGAUCUAGAAAGUCAGCUUCACAUGCUAAGCAUGGCAAGUUGCUGGUUAAACAACUGAUCUAAUUCUCAUCUGUGAUGCCUUCCCUUGUACAAAAAUAACAACAGUGGUCUGCUGCUUCAAAAUAGCCCCUGCAUGAGAAAUACUGACCAUAUUUUUGAGGCUACUUAAAACCAUAUAGGGCUCAAAAUAAGCCUUUUCCUGUGAGAUCCCAGUGUGAUGCUAAAUUGGAAACAUCUUGAAAAGCGAAACAGUGAAGCUAAAUAUGGGCAAAAUACACACACACACACACACAUAUAUAUAUAUAUAUAUAUAUAUAUAUAGAGAGAGAGAGAGAACCACUUCUUUUCCCUGUUAGCCUAAUACAUUUCUAUGGAAAGCUCUUAAUGUAAUUAUUAUCUUAAUUUCCAUUUCGAUUUCAGGGUCCAGGAAGCAAGAGCUUGAUGACUCCAUCAUGAAAGACUCUCAGCCUUUAACUGUGGUGUCUGAUCCUGGGUUCUGUGCAUCGGUGACAUACGUUCUCCCCUCUAGACAGGCUCAUCAAGCCAUGGCGGAGAAGCGACAUGUAGAAGAUAAGGAGAAGUCUAAGUCGCUAACAGUGUUUUUCAAGUUUUACUUCUCUCAUACAUGAUGUCAGUAUUUGCUCAUGUGACCACCACAUUCGGUGUGACAUGCUCUCUGGGUUUUACUUACUUUUGUGUGUGUUUGUCUCCUUCUGCGCAGAAUAUUUGCAAAUAAACCAACAAAAGUGAUCACCGAGUCUGAAUCAUUCCCAACUUCUCAACAACCCUCACUUGCUGAAUUUUUCCAUGAAAGGCGUCAGCAUCACAGCAUCACAUUUGGGGGUACGCCCUGUCCCAAAGUUGCUGGAAGAUGCGUGUGAGAUGCCUUUUGACUGACACGGCAGUUAGGCAUGCUGUCUGCAUUGCACAUGCUAUCAACCUUAUUGUAAAAAAAAUCCACAGACGCCACUCCUGGCCUUGACGACUUCAACAAGUACUACAAGGGUUAGGGGUUAGGGAAAGAUUGCAGAAGAUGCAAGCGCAAAUGGGACGCAGUGUCAUGAAGCUCAAAAUAGAGGUGGAGACUCGUUAGAAGAGUAAAUAGGAGAUACUGCAGUGCCAGUGUGAGAUAAGGGAAGCAGUGGCAGCAGCUCUUGCAACACUGACCACAGAUUUAUCUCUGGUGACAACAACAACAGUCAACACUCAAGUGUGUAACAAUUAUUUCAACAUGUCACUGUCACCAUUGAGCUAUCUCAAGAUCACAUUUCAUAAAAUGAUCAGCCACGAAUGACAUGGCAAAACAGCUGGGACUAAACCUAAUCCAAAUACUGACAGAAAAACUGUCUGGGGUGGAGAGCUCGAGCAUCAGUUCUCUUUCAACUCUGCUAGAUCGAAAGUUCAAAACUCUCGCUGAUGCAGCACAGCACCACUUGGAGUCUGAGUGUACUGUGAUGUGUAGCGAACCAAUUUUCAAUACAAUGGUUCAGAAGGGUUCAAAGCUUCAUGAGGCCUCGUUUGGCCAUCAUUACUUCUGUUCUUCUUGUUCACAUGUGUGUUGCGAAACUGUAUAAACUUCAAAAUCAAUCCAAUGCAGGCCUAUAAGCUUAACAGCUGAAGAGCUCUGCAAUGUUUUAACAAAAUAAACAACCAGCCAGCAAACCUAAAUCGUGGUGUAGAACUUGAAUAUCCACACAGUCACAACAAAUACUAAAUCAAAAUUCUGUUUCCCUCAGCUUUAUCAAAUCACACAAAUCUCUUCUCAGUUCAGUACUUUUAUGUGACACGUUAAGUCAUAUUCAUUAACAUUUCGUUUUGGUUUCUGAACCUGAAACAAUAAAGACUAGGAUAUGUAGGAGCUUUACUCGACUAUUGGAUAAGAUUAUUUCUGUUAAUGCUCUUGCUAUUUUUAUAGUUUUUAAAAAGCCACUAUUUUGUGGGGUGCAUGUUUCAGAAAUUGAGGUAGCAUGGUAGGCUUCAGACUUAAAGUCACAUUCUUAUGCAUCUGAGCAACACACUGCUCGUGAGGAACAACGUCAUUUCCAGACAACUAUCGUGUUAUCUACGUUCAUAUCAAAGCUGUAUAUUUGCAGAGCAUUAGCAGCGAGUGUUUGCCAUAUGUGAAUCAACCAAGCACAACAAAGAUGAGGCCCACUGAUAGACGGCGGUUUCAUGGUUGCAAAGACACAAGAAAAUGGCUUGUAGCCGACAACAGGGGAAACAUCUUUAUUUAAAGAAUGAUAAAAUA